Messenger RNA from Ogataea haglerorum, 2250 nucleotides. RefSeq lists its product as uncharacterized. Lineage: Eukaryota; Fungi; Ascomycota; Pichiomycetes; Pichiales; Pichiaceae. The transcript has a single exon. Gene Ontology annotation, molecular function: zinc ion binding; DNA-binding transcription factor activity, RNA polymerase II-specific. The coding region runs from base 1 to 2250 and encodes 749 amino acids. The record is from RefSeq and is a predicted model, not a curated record. Gene Ontology annotation, biological process: regulation of DNA-templated transcription.
AUGGCUCCUAUCAAGCGACGGACUUUCACCGGCUGUGACACCUGUCGAAAUCGCAAGGUCAAGUGUGACGGCCGACGGCCGCAGUGUUUGCGCUGCGAAAAGGCCAAUGUCGAGUGUCUUGGAUACGGGAUUCGUCUUCGCUUCUAUGAGUAUCUCAUCGCUGGUCCGAGAGGUCUCGAGGUGAGUGGAGGCGGCCCUGUUGUCCAGCAUCAGCGCAGACAGGUUCCCUUUAUGACAUUUCGCAACGGGUAUCUAUUUCCAGAAGACAUGGACUCCGAUUUGGACAAGAUUGACGGCAGCGAGGAGCGAUUUAUUGGGCCCUUUGGAGUGUUCCGCUUGAAUAAAGACGACAAGGUGGAGCGGACAGCCUUUGCUGCUGCGCCGUCAUCGUUUGUUGCUCCGUCUUUCGAGACGAUUAUUCCUCGGGAACUGUGGCUACAUCCGCGGUUGCAAGUGGAUGCGCUCUUGACGUAUCGGACGAUGGUCGGAGACGCUAUGGUCAACACCAACGACUGGGAGAUGGUGAUGCGGGAGAUUUUUGCCGAGUACCAUGGCAGCACGCCGCGCAAUAGGCUUGUGGACCGGAUCAUGCUGGGUGACGCCGAGAACGAGGCCAUAACGGAGAGUUAUAUGAAAAAAUUAGUGCUGGAGCUGGGUCCUCGCAGCACGGACGACGUGUUCCUCGAUUUUCUCGAGCACCCCAGGACACGCGGGUGGAUCCAGCAGUUUUCACGCCAAUGUACCAGCCUCGUUUUUGUGGCCUACAAAGACGGCAUUUUGGACAAGCUGGUGGUGCCGACCCUGCUUCGCGACGUCGGCGAGCUGGUGGUGCAAAAAGCCCGGAAAUCAGAGCACGGCAGUUUAUUCUACUUGCUGAAACAGACCUUUGUGCUGGAGUCGCUCGCCAUUUCGACGCUGGGCAGGUACCAGGCGCUUUUCCACAUCUCUGGAGAACACGAGAGCUCGAUGUCUCUGCUGCGGGCGUUCAUUUAUUUGCGCGAGGCCAGCUUGGCCAACCUGAGCUGUGUCCUGAGUCCGCUAGUGAGUAUGAAGGGCGAGCGGCCGGAGGUGACGAACGACAAGCUGUUGGACGUGAUGCUGCAGGAUGGCAUGAUUGACCAGCUGCUGAUGGUGAUUUUGAUGGCCAUCAAACAGGACGAGGCCAUGAGCAUAUUCCAUAAUUACAAGUUUCUGCACGGCGUCGCAGGCGGCAUCUGCAAGCUUCUCGAGACACGCGAGCUGGAGAGCAGCACGAAGGACCUUAUACUGUGGCUGCGGUACCUCAACAUGUUCUUCAAGUCGACGUCGAUCAUCGACAUCGAGAACUACCACUUAGAGGAGGAAAAAUUGGACCUCAAGCAGGUGGUUCUGCCACUGGAGGACCCGACAAAAAUUGAAAUCAAGCAGCUGGUGGUGCAGGAGAGCUGGGAGAACGUUCAGCUGAGCAACGUGCCGCGCAAGCUGGCCCAACGCCCGCCGGUCGAAGACAAGCCUCCGCGAAAGUACGUGGUGCGUUUUACCUACGGCCAGCAGCUGGAGUCGGAGGACGACGAGGAGGAAGACAACGUGGACGAGGGCGGGCCCAUUCAGUUCAAGUUUCCUAUCACGAGCCUGCCGUUCUCUCCGAUCGAGCUCAAUUUCGGAAUCCCCCGCAGUCUGCUCGAGCUGAUGGAGCGCACCGUCGAGCUGUCCGACCGCAGAAAUUACAUUCUGCGGAAAAAAGUGUAUCCACGCAAUUUCCCCAAGCAGUGCUGCGACCUGGAAGAGGAUCUGCGCAACUGGAAGCUUCCGUGGGUGCUGUACGAGCAGCGCGACAGCGGGUUGUAUUUUCACAGCCCCCUGCACGAGAGCGUGUACCAUCUGUCGGUGUGCUUUUACUACACGACGCUCAUGUUUUUCUACCGCAUCAUCAAGGAGUCGCACCCCAGCCAGCUGCAGGGCCACGUUGCGUCCACGCUGUACCAUCUGGAGGCCCUGUGGAACUUGAAGCUGCGCGCGCAUCGCACGGCCAGUUUGCGUGUCAAGCUGCCGUUUUGGUGCUUUUUCCUUUCUGGCUCCGACGCUCUCGACGAGGAGCUGCAGACCCGCUACGACAUUCUUGGCCGCACGGCGUUCGACGCAGGCGACCGCUGGAUCGGCAAGCAGGCGCUCUUUGAGAUUUGGCGCGGCCAUAACAGCACCGACGACGAGCUGCGUGUCGCUUCGUGGCUCGACCUGGUGAAGUAUUGGCAAAUCGGUGGAUACUUGUAA